AUGUCUGAGUACGACAUGCACAUGUCGAAUACCAGCCGCUCCACUGGCCCACACAGUCGGCGUAGGCAAGGCUCACAUUUUUCCGCGAAUACUGGCAGCCUUGCUGGCGUCCCAACGGCGGCUGAAACUGCUACAGCUGGUCGUGGCCACGCAAAUGGGACCGAGUCGGCCCCUGUUGUCCCGCAGCCGCCCACGCCACAGCACAUGAAUAUUUCCCUGAAGGAUCUAAACGGACCAUUGACAGGAGAUAGCGAGUUGGGCGGUGCACCUCCCAGUCCUAGCACACUAACAGACAUAAUCUUGUCCUUACAUGCAUCUUUAUAUGGUGCAAAGCGGCAAGUAGAUGAAAUCCACGAAAUGGUCCGGCGCUACUAUGACGUGAAUGCAGUGUUUGACAGUCCUCUUGUUUCUGCACAUGGGCGCGAUCGUAUCAUUGACCAGUUCGUGCUCGCUUUUGCUCUGCCCGGACUUGAGGUUCGUUCUGAGCUAAGAGAUGUGAUUUGUAGUGACUUUGAAUUCGACGGCACACGUGCGGGUAUCAUUGAUCACACUAUCACUGUCACGUUUUUCCCCAACCUCUUUGGCUCUUCUUCACAAGAACAAGAUGUGGGCAUACACACACCUGGAACUAGCCACGGCAAUGUUACGCCGCACCCGUUCUUAAACUACCCCACGUCUGCCGGUCAUCAGGGUGCUUAUCCGAUGCGGCGUCAUAGCUCCGGCUUUUUCUCCAGUCCACGAACCCCAUCCACGCCUUUUUGGCAGCCGAGUAGCUCGUACGUCGGCGGCUCGAAUUGGAACACACGACCACGCCCGCCCGCCAUAAUGCAGCAAGGAAGCAUGCCAUCGUCACAGGCUCAGUCAUCUCAUCUGUCACUUAGUCCAGGUGUGAUUGACUCACAUGGGCCAUCCUUACCGAGUCCGCGCGACGGCGUCAGAGCAACUUGCACGCCUGUGACACCCACCACACCUGUCGCUCGAAUGAUGUCUUCGCCUGUGCCUGCAAUGCCUGUUGAUGCCGCAAAAUCUCAUUGGAAUGCACCCCAAGGCCUUGGUCGACGUUCGGUGUGGUCUCUAUUGUACGACUUGUUACGUCCGUCUCAGGCACUGCGGAUCAUUUUUUCUCUUGAGCUAAGUCUUUUCAGUCGCUUGGAGUUCAAUGAGGCUGGGCGGAUCGUCCGUCAUGAAGAUACCUGGAGUGUGCGAGAAUUGGUCGUUGGCAUGUUACCGUUCUUUUCCCUGUGUAUUCUAUAA
Malassezia globosa CBS 7966 is the source of this 1254-nucleotide messenger RNA. RefSeq lists its product as uncharacterized. Bases 1 to 1254 code for a protein of 417 amino acids. The transcript is spliced from 2 exons. NCBI's taxonomy places the organism in Eukaryota, Fungi, Basidiomycota, Malasseziomycetes, Malasseziales, Malasseziaceae. The record is from RefSeq and is a predicted model, not a curated record.